This is a messenger RNA of Exaiptasia diaphana, 1641 nucleotides long. RefSeq lists its product as uncharacterized. The coding region runs from base 1 to 1641 and encodes 546 amino acids. The record is from RefSeq and is a predicted model, not a curated record. NCBI's taxonomy places the organism in Eukaryota, Metazoa, Cnidaria, Anthozoa, Actiniaria, Aiptasiidae. The transcript is spliced from 5 exons.
AUGGCGGACCAAAGUGUUCAAGUUCGGCGUGGCGGAAAGUAUUGUGCAGCAGGAGGACCUGGGAACAUUAGUUGCACUAAUUCUACGUAUACACCAGGAAUUUGGAUGCAUCGUUUCCCGGUGGACGAGAGUCUAAAAGCAAAAUGGGUGAAAUUUGUACGUAAACAUCGACCAGCUUUCAAAACAACGUCUACUUCUGCUUUGUGUUCUGCACACUUUGAGCCAACAUGCUAUGUUAGACGACUGGAUAUUUCAGUCGGCUCUUCCGAUCUUCUACAAGACAUACCGACUUUAAAGAGAUUAGAAAAAGGUGCCAUUCCUACUAUUGAUUCUGUGGUUCCGUUGCAAAGUGUUAGACAAAAAACUCCUCGUGAACGAAGACAGAGAGACCAAAAUUCACAUGGAAAGUCUGAUGAUGAAAAUGAAUGUGAUGUAUCUUCAGAAAGUAACAAUGAAGAUGAUGAUUAUAAAACAACAGAAAACAAUGAAGAAUAUGGACAGUACCCAGACGAUGACGAAUCAAUGUGUGAAUCCUUAGACAGUGACUGGACUGCAAUGGAAGAAGAUACAUGUAGUGGGUCUGAUGAAGAAAGUCAGCCGAAAUAUGAACAACUUUUUGAUGUGAAGCCUGACACCAAACCACAAAAUGAACCAAAGUUCAUAGUAUUCUACUCUAUGCUUCUGAAGCUAUUUACAAUGUUCUGCUUUAAAUGCCGAGGUGGGAAACCCUCAGUGARAUUCCAAAAAUCUGGAACCAUGGUAACCAUAAAGCAGAAAUGUAAUGAYWGCCUGCAAUCAUUUGAGUGGGACAGUCAGCCCAUYUCAUCACUUGGAAAGUAUCCAUUGGGAAAUGUGCUAUUGAGCUUUUCUAURCUGAUGGCUGGAGCARCUAUCAGUAGGAUUAUGCUUGUCUUUAGACACUUUGGUCUUUGUGUGUACAGUUUGAMAAKAUACUUUGCUCACCAAAGAAAGUUGUUGUUCCCAACUAUUCUACAUCAUUGGGAAAUUCAGACCAAAAAAAUGGUUCAUCAACUAAUGAAUGUUAAAGACAACUUUUGGAGUGGUGAUGGAAGGUUCGACUCCAUGGGCCAUUCUGCAAAGUUUGGGACAUACUCAAUGUUCAGCUGUGAUCUUUCCAAGGUUGUGCAUUUCCAGUUAUUACAGGCAAACCAGGUAGGAAGCAGUCAGGCUAUGGAGCUCGAGGGUGCCAAAAGAUCUUUUGCAUUUCUUUCAAGUCUUGGCUUGAAAAUUAAGAAUUUCAUUUCUGAUCGGCAUAGAGGCAUUGCAAAGUGGAUCAGAGAUACUCAGCCGAAUACCCAGCAUUACUAUGAUAUCUGGCAUAUUGCCAGAUCAAUAACUAAGAAAAUGUUAAAGGCCAGCAAGGAAAAAGGGCUAGAGUGUCUCAAAGAUUGGAUGAAAUCAGCUAGAAACCAUCUAUAUUGGUGUGUUACAAGUACACGACUAAACUUCCAGGAUUUGAUCCAAGCGAAAUGGGAAUCUUUCAUUCGACAUGUCAGCAACAAGCACCAUAAGCAUCCAUCAAUGUUGUUCCCAAAAUGUAUCCAUGAGAACUUAAAACAACCUAGAAAAUGGCUGAAAGUUGGACAAAACAAACAACAAAAGAUGGCAGAACCUAUGUAA